ACAUUUCAGUCGCAUGUCAGCUCCCGCACCUAAUCAUCAAGAUGGUCAGUGUGCAAAAUUCGUAUCCAAUGCUUCCUCCCCUUUCCUCAUCAGAAGAAAUGUUGCUGAAUGCUGGGGGUGAUUGGAAUUAGGAAUUGUGAUUCUUAAUCUUUAAAGUAGAACUGGAAAUGAAAGUAUACCAGAAAUUUUGUCGCUAAAUGAAGAUAUUCAUGCUAACAAUACAAUAAUAGUCAAAGCCUGUGUAUUAAUCUCAAGCGAUCGUAUACCUCAUUUCUCGAAAGCUUUGUCGCAGAACAGCCUUCCCCCUCCCCCCUCGAAGAGACCCCGAUGUUGUUCUGAAAUAUUUGAUCAGUAAUAAAAAAUUUAAUAAGUAUUUUCCUGAUAUCGAGACUGGAUUCAAAGCUCGUUUUUCCCCUACAAGAGCAAAACUUGGAACAUUUGAAGUCAUCAUGAUCAUGCUUUCAAAUGAUGUCAAGCGCCACAGUGGCUGAAGAGCGAUAUGGGACCAAAUAACGAAUAUGCGGGGGCAGUUAUAACUUGGAAAAAGACUGCAGGCACCGUCAGGGCCAAACAGAUCAUCUGCGGGUCCCUGCCAACUUUAUCUUUCUCUUUCCCACUUCUCGUUGAUUCGAUUGAAAUAUCUGGGUAAUAUCUGUGUGAUCAACUCACGGGAAUCGUGCUUCAUGAUUUGCUGGAGAAGGCCGAUGAACCGGUAGAUCUUACUAACCGUUUCAUCAUCCAUCACGAGAAGAGAAGAGGAUGGAAUUCAAGGUAAAAUGUCAUGGUUGGAGGUGAUAAGUUGGAAACUAGUGCAUCGAGAUGCAUGAAUACAUCAAUGCAUGGCAAGAUAACUCUGGGAGAAAAGCUAAUGUGGAGAGCUUCUUUUAGACAUGACCUUGAUACAAACUACGCUUGAACUCCACCACAGUUGGUGGUCUAUGGCGCCAUACUUUCGGGGCUAUUCCACUUUACAUCAUUCAAUCUCUCUGUCAUCCAAUUGAUGAUUGAUCAGCCUUUCAGCUCGUGUAUCUCCAUGCGGAAUUGACACAAUUAAACCAAACUGACGGGAUGUUGUUUAUGUUUGGCAAGUUGCGGAGGCUGACGACAUCGCUCAUGUCAAAAAUGUACCCCUCCAUUACCUUGAUUUGACUUGUCAAAAUACUUGUCAAAGAUGCACAGAGACAUAUGGACAAAUCAUACAAAUACUUCAAUCUUGCCGUGAUACUUUUUGAUUUUCUUUCCAUAUACCAUUUACUACUUGCUCAAGAUACCCCUUAGUUUACAAACUUAAUCAUCACACUUUUUAUAUUCAUCAAUCACCAACUACAUACUUUAGAUUACAUACUUCAAAUUUGCAAUUAUGGAUAAGAUCAAGGCAAUCCUGUAGGUUACUCAACCAUACUUUUCUCAACAUGGCGGGUGUGCUAACCUUCACAUAGUCACGGCACUACACCACAACAUGAGAAGGAGGUAAAGGAAGAGAAGAAAGCCGAAAAGGCAGAGGCAAAGCAAGAGAAGAAGGCGGAAAAGAUCGAGGAGAAAGAGGAGAAGAAGGCUGAAAAGCAUGGUUCACUGUCACACACCGGCGAAGGAAGCCAUCUCGGAAAUGAUCCCCACUCUACGACUCAUCCAACCACUAAUACCACACACACAUCCAAUACCUCUCACACGAAUCCUACACCAGCCGGUGUAAGUCAUACAUCAGGAGGGCUUGACCAAAACAACGUUGGAAGCCAUGGCAAUUCUCACCUUGGCAGAGAUGCAGCUCUCGGAAGUGGAGCAGUAGGUGCUGCUGGUUUGGCAGAACAUGAACACCGAAAGCAUGAAAAUACAGGUCUUGGUUCAGAUCAAACCCGUGGACAUACUGAGGGCUCCCAUGGACCUCAUAAUUCCGCUGCAUUAAAUGCUGCCGACCCAAGAGUCGAUUCCGACUUGGAUGGAAACCGCCUCCCUAAUAAGACUUCUUCGGGAUAUGGUACUAAGGACGCUUACGACACAAAUGAGAACGGCUCUUCAGGACAUCAUUUGGGUCGUGAUGCUGCCGCACUUGGUGCAGCAGGAGCCGUUGGGGAGGGUAUCCACCACCACAACAAUCACCACAACAGCCAACAUGGUCUUGGAGGAAGUCAAGGACCUCACAGCACGGCGACCGCGAAUCGUUUGGAUCCUAAUUUGAGUAGUUCCGGAGUCCCCACUGAAGAUGCUCAUACUCAUCACGGCCACGGGGCUCAUUCUCGACUCGGCGUUGAGGGUGGUGGAGCUGAAGAGGCUGAUGGUGUUCACGGUGCUACUUCAGCUGGUGCUGGCGUAGUUCCUGUUGGGGCUUACGAAUCUGGCCAUGGCCACCAUACCAAUGCUGGACCGCACUCAUCUAACUUGGCCAACAAGGCGGAUCCAAGAGUUGACAGCGAUCUCUCCAAGCAACAAAAUCAUCACUAUGGACGUGAUGCUGCUGUUGCUGCGGGUGUCGGUGGAGCUGCAUAUGAAGCCAACAAACAUCAUCACAACAGUGCAAACACUACUACUGGUCCUCACUCCUCAAAACUUGAAAACAAGGUAGACCCAAGAGUGGAUAGCGAUCUCUCCAAGCAAAACAAUCAUCAUUACGGACGUGACACUACUGUUGCUGGAGGUCUUGGUGGGGCUGCAUAUGAAGCCAACAAACAUCACCACAACAGUGCAAACACUACUACAGGUCCUCACUCUUCAAACCUUGAGAACAAGGUAGACCCGAGAGUGGACAGCGACCCUUCAAAUGAACACAACCAUCAUUACGGACGUGACACUACUGUUGCUGGAGGUCUUGGUGGGGCUGCAUAUGAAGCCAACAAACAUCACCACAACAGUGCAAACACCACCACCGGCCCUCACUCUUCGAAUCUGGAGAACAAAGUAGAUCCACGAGUUAACAGUGACAACUCCAGGGAGGGACAUCACUACGGAAGAGAUGCCGCUCUCGCAGGUGGUGCUGCUACAACAGCCUAUGAAGCUGAUAAGCACCACCACAACAACGCAAACGCUACUACCGGCCCUCAUUCUUCAAAUCUCGAAAACAAAGUAGAUCCCAGAGUUGACAGUGAUCGCUCCAGGGAAGGGCAUCACUAUGGAAGAGAUGCCGCCCUCGCAGGUGGGGCUGCUGGAACAGCUUAUGAAGUUAACAAGCAUCAUAAUGCUCAUGGUACCGAACACAAGCCCGUUGGUAAAGAUAUUGGAGAUAAACUCCAUGGCGUCGAGAGAAACCGAGGUGUCAAUGGACCCACCGGAUUUCCCCAUGAAAGCGGCCACAGAAUUGCGCCUGGUGCAGUAGGAACUGGUGUUCCAGGAGCUCCGCGCGGAAAUGUCCAAGAUACCCACAACACCCACGGUCAACACAAAUCAAGCAGCAUUGAUGCCCCGGUCCAUAAUUCCACAGGACCUGACCAUAUCUUCACUGCCCCUGUCAUGGAUGAUCCUACAGAAAACUUAGCCCUCCGAGAAGGAAAGAUCGAUCAGCAUGAACACCGCCGUCGAGACUCCGAAAAUGGUCGUCCUCAUCCUGAUGAAAGCACCUUCGCUACUGGUGGUGGAUAUGAGCACGGCAAGGACAGAAAAUUAGAGCAUGAGAUUAACUCUGCUCCGUUGGGUAACACUGCCACUACACAUGGCUCUGGCUUGGGAGAGAACACAUAUAACACUUCUUCAGGUUCUGGUUUGAACCAUAACAACCUAACCGGCCACAACACUGCAUCCUCAGGUACUACUGGUUUAAAGCAUGAUUCCGGGUUGACUGGACACAACACCACUGGCUUUAACCAAGGUUCAUCGACCGGUACUACUGGUUUAAGCCAUGGCUCAGGCCUUACCGGACACAAUACCACUGGCCUUAACCAAGGUUCUGGUUUGACUGGAUACGACAAUACAUCCACCGGUACUACUGGUUUAAGCCAUGGCUCCGGCCUUACUGGACACAACACCACUGGCCUUAACCAAGGUUCUGGUUUGACUGGAUACGACAAUACAUCCACCGGUACUACUGGUUUAAGCCAUGGCUCCGGCCUUACCGGACACAACACCACUGGCCUUAACCAAGGUUCUGGUUUGACUGGAUACGACAAUACAUCCACCGGUACUACUGGUUUAAGCCAUGCCUCCGGCCUUACCGGACACAACACCACUGGCUUUAACCAAGGUUCUGGUUUAACUGGACACCACACUACUGGUCUUAACCACGGUUCUGGUUUGACUGGAGACAACACAAAAUCUGCCGGUAACACGGGUUUGGGUUAUGACUCUGGCUUUACUGGAAAUAACACCACAUCCUCCGGUACUUCAGGUUUGGGCUACGACUCUGGUCUUACUGGGCACAACACCACCAGCCUCAACCAUGGCUCUGGCUUGACUGGGUCAACAAGUACCCAUGGUGCUUAUGGCGAGAACAGAUUGGGGGAGACUUCUGAAUUCGGAAACACCAAUACCAACAGCCGAGUUUUGUAAAGCAAGGCAGAAAGCAAGGAAGCUAAAGGGAUGAUAUUUUUCACAUGACUAAUGAUUUAUUAUGAUUUAUGGUUUUUAACAUUGUAUUAUUGCAGGCUUAAGGUUUUUAUGUAUAUUUAGUUAGUUAGUUUUAUUAUGGAUGGGAUGGAAUGAAUAUGAA
This is a messenger RNA of Sclerotinia trifoliorum, 4633 nucleotides long. NCBI's taxonomy places the organism in Eukaryota, Fungi, Ascomycota, Leotiomycetes, Helotiales, Sclerotiniaceae. The record is from the annotation of a GenBank genome assembly.